Bactrocera oleae (olive fruit fly) is the source of this 2973-nucleotide messenger RNA. Its product is annotated as modular serine protease. Gene Ontology annotation, molecular function: protein binding; serine-type endopeptidase activity. Gene Ontology annotation, biological process: proteolysis. Lineage: Eukaryota; Metazoa; Arthropoda; Insecta; Diptera; Tephritidae. The record is from RefSeq and is a predicted model, not a curated record.
GGAUAUAUCGACCAAAUCAAUGGAUAUAUCGACCAAAUCAAUGUCAAGACUUAUUAAAGAUGAUCUCCACAUAAAAGCAAUAUUCCUAGUUUCAUAGCCGAUGAUAGGUCGGCUGGAAGUCCAAAUUUGAAUCCAUUGAACUACAAAUUGUGAUCAGAGUAGGAGAACAUGACCUGUCGAAUAUAUUAUAUCACAGAAAUUUCGAGAGGCUCGUCAAUAUCAAUAGAAAUUGUGCGUGUUGUUAUUGAUCAAUGGCCGGAUCGUUUGAGGGCUUGGUUGAAAGCAAAAUGUGACUUUUUCGAAUAAAACUUUGCACAACAAUCACUGAAAAUAGUAUAUAUUAUAAAAUAAAAUAACCUUUUUUAAAAAAUAUUGUAUGGUUUUAUUUUUAUAACGAUCUGAGCUUGUAACAUAUCAUUUGGUCGGCCUAAGUAUAUUCAUUUACUUUUCUUCUUAUAAAGCACAUUCUUGUGUUUCAAGUGAUUCAAAACAUUUAGAAUCUCAAUUUUCGAUUAUCAAAACAAAAACACUUACAAGAAAGAGAAAAUUUCUCAGUUAUUUGCAUUCGCACAUUCUGACCUCGGUCUCUCUUAACUAAUAAUUAUAUCGCCGCUUAUCAAGCGACAUAUGUGUGUUGUUACAUAUCUAUCUCCAUACAUCGGCUUUCGUACACUUGAGAAUGAAACUGAGCUCAAUCUGACGGCUUUAGUAGCAUUCGAGAUCUCGAUGAUGUCUCAAGUGACGAUUUCGAAGCGCUGUUCAAAGUUAUCGUGCGAUAGACAUAAACACUGAGAAACAACAGUGUUAAGCUCCAAAGAGGCGACAUACAUACAUCACUGAGCAGUUGUAAUUUAAGUUGUAAAUUAUGCUGGACUCUGUUGUUGUUGAUUUUUCAUUCAAUAAUCAUUUGAAUAUAUAUUUGAUAGUGUUCUUGUCAAUUAUCGGCGGCCGUCAGCUUCAGAACACAGGAUGCGAUUGGAGCUGUGACAACGGCGAGUGUUUAGACAGUGAAUAUCUCUGCGAUGGUAUAAUUAAUUGUGCCGAUGGUUCGGAUGAAACUAUAGAAAACUGCUACGGCAAUUCAACAUGUCCGUCUUUCGCAUUUCGUUGUGCCUAUGGAGCUUGUAUUACGGGCGAAAAUCGUUGCAAUAAAAAACGGGACUGUGCAGAUAACUCGGACGAAUUGCCAACCAUAUGUCAAAUGACGAGUAUCGAAUUGAACUUGGCGAUACGCGGUCAAUGUGGUGACUCGAAAAUGCAGUGUAACAAUGGUCUAUGUAUAGAUAGUGAUAAGUUAUGUGAUGGCAUACGAGACUGCCCGGAAGGAGAAGACGAAACCUUGGAAAAAUGUGCACCAUUUACAUGCCAGUCCUUCGCUCAUAGAUGCGCCUACGGUGCCUGUAUAGAGGGUAAAGCCGCCUGUAAUGGCACCGCAGAGUGUCACGACGGUUCGGACGAAUCAUACGCUCUAUGCGGUGGUAUACGAAAGAAAGGUUCCAACGUACGACCAACGCCGAAAGCAACGGAGACGCCUACAACACCAACAACUCUAAAAAUUGAAAAGAAGUGUCAAAUACCCGCCAAUAUUGUAAAUGCAAUAAUCACGAAUGCAAACUUCGGUACAAGUAUCGCCGUCGGUUCGGAUGUGCCAACAAAUAUGCUUAUUAAAUUUGCAUGUCAACCUGGCUAUAUUUUAGACGAAGACGGUAUGUUGCUUUGCACAAGCAACGGUUGGCACAAAAGGCUGCCAGUCUGCAUCAGUCGCGAAUAUUGUGAUGCGGGGAUGCUACAUGCGGAUAAAUCUACCGUGGCCACUUGCUUCUUCGAUAAUGCGCCUGUGGUAUGUGAAAAAAUCAGACCAAACACUAUUGCUAGAAUCGAUUGUGCAACAGGAUAUCAGCAAAAGGAUGUACCCCAAAAAACCACUUUACGCUGUACAAAUAAAUACAAUUGGAAUCAGCCGAGGACACCAUGCGAAAUAAAAUGUGGGCAUGUGCAACAACUGUCGACGCCAUAUUCACGCAAUGGCAUAGAAAUUAAAAUUGUUGAGGCUCCGUGGCAUGUUGGCAUUUAUAUCAACCUAAACGAAAAGGAUUUUAAGCGUGUUUGUGGCGGGUCCAUAGUUUCUGAUCGCCUCGUUGUGACAGCCGCCCAUUGCGUCUAUGAUGAAGCCAAUUUAAAACAGUACGAAAAUUGGCGUUUCAAAGUGUCUCCAGCAAAGAUGGCAAACUCGUACAUCAGCGCUGAUGGUAUCGAUGUCACAAAUGUAUAUAUUCCAAAAAAGUACACAGGUUCCGGAGAUAACUAUAACGGUGAUAUGGCGAUUAUCACCUUACAGAAGCCGAUUACAUUCGAUCAUUCUGUGAAACCAAUUUGCUUUGAAAAUCACAUUUUGGCUGCUGCCACAGUGGAAAAUGGCAUGGAUGGUUUCAUAGUCGGCUGGGGUCCCACUGAGAGCAGUAAUAAUGUCGACGUCUUUCAGAAAGUGGAAGUAACUACGCUCUCCUACUACAGAUGCAUCGAGCGGUUAAGCAGCAAUGAUAAACAGUAUGAUUUGCCGACUGAUAAGUUUUGCGUUGUGCGCAAAGGAACAUCAGGCGAUAUUUGUCGAGGCGAUAGCGGUGGUGGAUUCGUCAGAUAUACCCAUGGACGAUAUUAUUUGCUAGGAGUAAUAAGUCACGCUCCAUUAGGCAAAAGCAAUUGCGGCAGAGACAGCCUUAUAGCGCUUACGAAUGUGCAAUACUAUGAAGAAAUAAAGCUAGGCAUAGAUGGCGAGGCAGAAUAUGUUACGUCGUAAAUUUAGCGUAAUAUUUAGGAAAUAAUCUACUGUUAAGAUAUAAGAUUUUUGUACUCAAGCAAUAUUUUUAAAUAGAUACAACAGAAUUUAGAGUAAUGAUAAACACAUGUGUACAACAAUGAUGCAUUAAUUUGUAUAUGUUUUUAAAUUGAUUUAUUAAAAGCUUUAUUUUCUUA